Molecule: messenger RNA, 750 nt
Organism: Closterium sp. NIES-65
Lineage: Eukaryota; Viridiplantae; Streptophyta; Zygnematophyceae; Desmidiales; Closteriaceae
Source: the annotation of a GenBank genome assembly
AUGGCUACGACAUCGCCAGUGGCGUGCAAUAACCAGGGGCUCGUCCAGCGGCAGUCGGCACCAGCAGGCUGGCGAAAUCUCCAGAGACAAACUGGCAUGACAUAUGCUCUUCUGCUGCUGACAUUCGAGCUCCCCAGGGGGGAGGAGGACCGGUGGGUCCUGUGCGGUGCUGGCCAGCGAGCUCCCCAGGGGGGGGGAGGACCGGUGGGUCCUGUGCGGUGCUGGCCAGCGAGCUCCCCAGGGGGGAGGAGGACCGGUGGGUCCUGUGCGGUGCAGGCCAGCGAGCUCCCCAGGGGGGAGGAGGGCCGGUGGGUCCUAUGCGGUGCUGGCCAGCGAGCUCCUCAUUGGGGAGGAGGACCGGUGGGUCCUGUGCGGUGCUGGCCAGCGAGCUCCCCAUGGGGGAGGAGGACUGGUGGGUCCUGUGCGGUGCUGGCCAGCGAGCUCCCCAGGGGGGAGGAGGACCGGUGGGUCCUGUGCGGUGCUGGCCAGCGAGCUCCCCAGGGGGAGGAGGACCGGUGGGUCCUGUGCGGUGCUGGCCAGCGAGCUCCCCAGGGGGGAGGAGGACCGGUGGGUCCUGUGCGGUGCUGGCCAGCGAGCUCCCUAGGGGGGAGGAGGACCGGUGGGUCCUAUGCGGUGCUGGCCAGCGAGCUCCCCAGGGGGGAGGGGGACCGGUGGGUCCUGUGCGGUGCUGGCCAGCGAGCUCCCCAGGGGGGAGGAGGACCGGUGGCAGGGCUGAUUUUAUCAGGGUAA